This is a messenger RNA of Neolamprologus brichardi, 7526 nucleotides long. The record is from RefSeq and is a predicted model, not a curated record. Lineage: Eukaryota; Metazoa; Chordata; Actinopteri; Cichliformes; Cichlidae.
CUGUGCAGGGACUGGAGAUACCCUCCUUCAUUGUAGCAAAACAAAACCAUGUUCUCUCCCGGUUCUUCCUCAGCUUGUUGCUGGGCUCUCCGCGACACCCUUCCUGGACCUCAGCUGGUUUUUAUUUUUAUUUUUUUUUACUCCCAGUGCUCGUUGACACGCAGGUCUGAUGAUGCUGUUGCGGCGUUUUAAUGGGGAAAAAAAGCUCAUGAGAGAAAAAACAACACAAGGUAGUGCAUCCCAGCAGUGCCACGUAUUGUGCUUAUUUGUUUAAUCCUGGUGAGGUGCUCGCUUGCUUGUGGUCUUUCUUGUGUUAAUUGUGCAGUCGGACAGUGCUGCUAGCCUACUUUGGGAGAAUGAGGAAAAAAAAAAAAAAAAUCCACCUGCCGUGAAGACAACGGAGAAACCAGAGCACAUGGGCAUCUCUUCCCCGGACCUCAAAUUAUUGCACAGUCGCUUUUGAGUAACCCACCUUUGUUACGCCGCCAUGGAGCAGUUUUUUAUCUGCAUCUCGUAAUAUUUACUCGUCGCUGGGCUUUAAACCCACCCGAGUACGAGGAUGACAGCUGAUCGCCCCUCCUCUCCCCGGACUUCAAUAAAAACGCGCUCCAGCUGAACGCGCUGUCAUCGAUUGGAAGCCAGGCUCUCUGUGUGCGCUGUGUUUAACAAUAGAUGGAGCGCGGAGGGUUGUGACAUUUGGCCGAUUGCCACCCUGACCUUUCCCCCCCUUCCUAGUCCAGUUACCUCCAGGUUUCUCUGGCAGUAGCCCGCGUUUCACUGACGGCCACUUCACUUCAUUUGUGCUCGGCGGUAAAACGAUUAAAUGACCCACCUGCAGAAAUGCUAAGUGCGACCACAUCUCUUCACGGAAACUACACUUCUCCUCUUACUCUUUGAUACUUUGCGCUAAAGCCGUGGUCGUGGAUGAUCCUCGAGUAGCCGAUAAAACCGUCGUGGUGUCAGCAUGAGCUUGAGCUUUAGGGGAUUUGCGUAGAUUAUCGUCGGACUGCUAUUUUAUUCCCACGGUCGCAGAACUCAGCGGCUUUUGAUCCGCAGUCCCUUUUUCCUCCGCUUCCCCUCGGACGCCUGUAAAACUCCAGCAGGGAAUCCUGAACCCGCGGUUUUCGUGUAGGGGAGGGGAGACAACGGACUGCAUUCAUAAACGAUGACUGCCACGGAGGUGUUUGCUACCAGAUCUGAGGAUACAACGAGUUUGGCGCUGCUGGCACCCCGUGGAUGUGGGAGGACGAGACGCGCAUUGGGGCUGUAGUUAACACUCGCAGGGAUGCCGUCGCUGUGACUGGGAGAAGUAGUCCUUCAGCAGAGCCGCGAACAGCCCAGAAACACAACACAGCAGCGCCCGAACAGUCAGCAGCCGUCUGGACUCGUUUUAACCAUCUACCGGGCGCCUACCGGAGGAUGUUUCAGCGAGGAUGCUGCGCUUCCCCGUGAAGAAGAUCCGGAAGCAGUUCAAGCUCCUGCUGCUGCUGGUACUGCUCACCUCGGCGGUUUGGUUCACUUACCUGCACAUCAACCAGGGCAAGACUAUCAAACUACACUUCAACUACGGAAAAGAUGGAGAGAGACAGACGGAGGGGACCGACGCCAGCCGAAAGAGGGACACUCGCUCCUCAGCCGGACACCACAAGAGCGAGGACACCAGCGACAGCAGGGAGGACGAUGCGGGAGCCAGGACAACAGUGAAGAAACUGGCAGUGGCUCCAAAGUGGAAGAACUAUGGCUUGAGAAUAUUUGGCUACCUUCACCCUUACAGAGAUGGUGAUUUCCAGUUCUCAGUAUCAUCAGACGAUAACUCUGAGUUCUGGCUGAGCCCUGAUGAGACUCCUCUUAAUGCCAGACUGCUGGUCUAUGUAGGACAGCUGGGGACAGAGUGGACCGCUCCAGGCGAGUUUAGCAAGUUCAGGUCCCAGUCUUCGAAGUCUGUGCAUCUGAUCUCAUCCAGACGAUACUACUUUGAGAUUCUCCACAAGCAGGAUGACAAGGGCUCGGAUCACGUAGAGGUUGGGUGGCGUCCGUUCCUGCCUGGUCUGAAAUAUGAAGUGAUAGACUCGGCCUACAUCUCCCUCUACACAGAUGAGUCCAAUCUGAAGAUGAACAGUGUGGACCACAUCCCUCAGACCUUGGCCAGUCACAUCCGUCUCCCAGUGGAGACACAGCCUCAGGGUCUGGAGGGAGGCCGUACCAUCCUGCAUGGAGCUGAUAUGCUGAAGCCGGAUCCCAGGGACACCUUCUAUAGCACCCCUAUGAUUGAUCCCUCUCGACUGGAAAACGUUCUUCCGGCCUGUCUUUACUCUCCAACCUAUGUAGUCAAAGAUUUCCCCAUUGCCAGAUACCAGGGCCUGCAGUUCGUCUAUCUGUCUUUCGUCUACCCUAAUGACUUCACGCGCCUCACCCACAUGGAGCGAGAAAACAAGUGUUUCUACAGAGAGUCCCCUAUCUACUUGGAGAAGUUUGGUUUCUACAAAUAUAUGAAGAUGGAUGAGGAAGAAGAUGACAGGCCGUUCUUCUUCCCGAACCCAGAUGAUUUCCUAGAGGAGGAGGAGGUGGUAGAUACAGAGGAUGAGGCAGAGAUUGUUGGCACACAGUCACCCAAGAAGCCCUCCUAUCCAAGCCAGACCAGCCAUACUUCAAAUCCCUCCUAUCGGCAAUCAAAGUCUGAGCCCACACCAGCUGGUCGAGACAAGGAGAAAGAGAAGGAGGAUCCUAAUGAUGAAGAAGAUGAGGGCCCAGUCAACAGUAUCAUACAGCACAGAGAAAGGAGGCGUUUUCCUCGCAGAGACAGACAGAUGGAUAGGGAUUUGGACAGAGACUGGGGGAGAGAUCAUACAAGGGAGAAUAUGAGAAAGGACACGGGGAAGAGACUUGAAAACAUCGAAGCGAGGGUUCUUCAGCCUGAUAUCGACAGCGUGGUUGGGGGUCGCUCUCUGUCCUGGGUCCACACUGAUUCUGCAGAACUAGACCCUGCCAGGAAAGGCGGAGGAACAGGUGGCGGAGAAGACAGGGGAGUUGACACACGGACUAAACUCAGCAAGUCUUCUCUUCUCUUUCCCCAAAAGUCGUCCCUCUCCGCCCUUGCUAGCCGAGCCAGGCAGAUCCUCAGCAACUCUGCACAUGGCAACAACCUCCACGAUAGGCUUCCCGGGAGCAAAAAAGAGAAGAGGGAGGAGAACAAGAUCUACAUCACCAGGCCCAAGCCUGCAAGGGAGAGAGAGAAGGAGAGGGAGCAGCGGCGAGAGAGGCGGGACGAGAGGGCAUCUCGCCACCCUAGAGAGGUUUUCCCAGGAGUCUUUUUGUAUCAGACUGGAAAGACCACCAGGCUGGUAAACCUGGGUGCCAGGAGACGUGGUGGGGGAGGCGUAACAGGAAGUAGGAGUCUGAUUAGUGCGCCUCAGCUCUGGCCUAACCCCCCUAUAAAAGAAGGUAAGGCUUCUCCUCACAAUGGAAGCACCAACACACACAAUGAAAGUGUGGUAAAGUCUUCUAACAAGGCAGCAGGGGCAAAACAGCCAGAGAAAAGCAAAAGCAAAGGAGAGCACCGGGAUUUAAAGACUACUAUCAUGGCCGACCCACCCAGUAAAGAACACCACCUAAUCGAACCGUCCUCUCACCGCGGUCCCCCUCAUCCCUCUGUUGCCCCACCAAGAUUAAACUUUACAGACAACACAAUCCAAGGUCAAUCACGGGUUACUUCUUACCUGCGAACCUCAGAGAUUACAGAGUCCCAGCAGCAGCCAGACCCCAACCCUCCAGAUAUCGACCAAGAUGCAAACCACUCUAAUCCUGAUCCCGACCCCGAGCCAGAGCCAGAGGAGGGUGAAAUGUCCGAUUACAGCUACGAGGAGGUGGAGGCUCGGCCGGGUUGGGCAGAGGAGAGCAUUAACUGGCAGAGGACUUUCUCAGUCAAUCCGAUGGACUUUGAGCUUCUGCGCUCUGACUGGAAUGACUUGCGCUGUAAUGUGUCUGGGAACCUGCAGCUAGCAGAGAGCGAGGUGGUGGACGUGCUGGCGCAGUACAUGGAGAAACUCAAUGAAGAGGUUUUCCCAGGAGUCUUUUUGUAUCAGACUGGAAAGACCACCAGGCUGGUAAACCUGGGUGCCAGGAGACGUGGUGGGGGAGGCGUAACAGGAAGUAGGAGUCUGAUUAGUGCGCCUCAGCUCUGGCCUAACCCCCCUAUAAAAGAAGGUAAGGCUUCUCCUCACAAUGGAAGCACCAACACACACAAUGAAAGUGUGGUAAAGUCUUCUAACAAGGCAGCAGGGGCAAAACAGCCAGAGAAAAGCAAAAGCAAAGGAGAGCACCGGGAUUUAAAGACUACUAUCAUGGCCGACCCACCCAGUAAAGAACACCACCUAAUCGAACCGUCCUCUCACCGCGGUCCCCCUCAUCCCUCUGUUGCCCCACCAAGAUUAAACUUUACAGACAACACAAUCCAAGGUCAAUCACGGGUUACUUCUUACCUGCGAACCUCAGAGAUUACAGAGUCCCAGCAGCAGCCAGACCCCAACCCUCCAGAUAUCGACCAAGAUGCAAACCACUCUAAUCCUGAUCCCGACCCCGAGCCAGAGCCAGAGGAGGGUGAAAUGUCCGAUUACAGCUACGAGGAGGUGGAGGCUCGGCCGGGUUGGGCAGAGGAGAGCAUUAACUGGCAGAGGACUUUCUCAGUCAAUCCGAUGGACUUUGAGCUUCUGCGCUCUGACUGGAAUGACUUGCGCUGUAAUGUGUCUGGGAACCUGCAGCUAGCAGAGAGCGAGGUGGUGGACGUGCUGGCGCAGUACAUGGAGAAACUCAAUGAGCGCAAUGGGGGGAUCUACACCCUGUUGCGAAUUAUCAACGUUGAAAAGCGGCGCGACUCGGCAAGAGGGAACCGGUACCUCGUGGAGCUGGAGCUUAUGGAGAGAGGACGUAGCGUGGUGCGCCUUUCAGAAUAUAUUUACCUGCUGCUACACCGCAGCAAGCAGGGGGAGGAAAGUUUAGAGAACACAGACUCUGUCCCUGCCUCAGCGCCGGUUUCGGCCCUUUCCACUGCCACUCCCAGCCUCACCACCCCACCGCCGCCUCCUCCUCCCACCAAGUCGUCUGGCCGAGCAGCAGCAACACCCUGGAGCACUGCAUAUGCUAAGCCCCUGCUAUGCCAGCCGGUCAUGCUCCAAUGGAGGAAAGAUGUCAUGGUACACUUUGUGGUCCCAGUAAAAAACCAGGCUCGCUGGGUGCAGCAGUUCAUCUCUGACAUGGAGAAUCUGCACCGGCAGACAAAGGAUGACAAUUUCAGCAUCAUCAUUGUGGAUUUUGAGAGCGAAGAUAUGGACGUGGAGCAGCAAACAUACUUGAGCAUUUCUUUGCAUUUUCUCCCACAGGACAGUCACAGCAUCGUAUUCCUGUGUGACCUGCACAUCCAUUUCCCUCUCAACAUCUUGGAAAGCAUCAGGAAGCACUGCGUGGAGGGACGCCUUGCUUUUGCUCCCAUUGUCAUGAGACUCAGCUGUGGUAGUUCACCACAGGAGCCCGAUGGUUACUGGGAGGUAAACGGCUUUGGCCUGUUUGGAAUUUAUAAAUCUGAUUUUGAUAAAAUUGGAGGGAUGAACACGGAAGAAUUCAAAGACCGCUGGGGUGGAGAGGAUUGGGAACUGUUGGACAGGGUCCUGCAGAACGGUUUGGAAGUAGAAAGACUACGCUUGAGGAACUUCUUUCACUACUACCACUCCAAGAGAGGCAUGUGGAAUGCCCAAAACAAAAAAACUCCCAAGGGAUAGCGCAGCCUGUUGGUCAGAGGAUCCUAAACCUGCCUGCAGACCCACUGUGUGUGUGAGAGAGAGACCCGUCGGAGCUCGCUCACUGCCUGAAUUCUGCCUUUUCGAAACAGGCUCCUUUCAGGGACUCCUCGGACCCUGUCGUGUAUUUGUCUGUACGAAGAAACUGAUUCCAAAUUUGAAAAUUUGGAGGCGUGCUUUUUACGCAGACGGACCCGAGUCAUCACUUUGCCUCGCUGACUGAACUACUGUACAGAGAGAAGAGUUAUUUUUAUUCUCCUUUUCUCUGUCCUUUUUGGUGCAAUGUUUUCAGACAGACUGGAAAGCAGAGAGCGCGUGCGUGUUUGUAUGUGUGGGUAUGUAUAUAUAGGUGUGUGGGUGCGUUGCCAUGACGGAAAGCACCCUUUUUUUUUUUCUAACACGGAGAUGUGAAGACAACCUAAGAUCUUUUUGCUAACACGCUCUCACGCGGGAGCCUAAUAGAAUGUGUGUCAACGUGUUCAUCGGACGAUUCAGACGCAGGGUUGUAGCUCAAGUAGGGGAACACUUUGUUUGAUAAAGCAGUACAUCAACUUCUACCUGUUAAAUAUCAUUGACUAGAACGACUGAGGUGCUGAACUCCUCUUUGUAUCUGAUAUUAUAAACCACAGAAAGUUUUCCUUUCAGAAAAAGCCCUUUCUCAAACCGAUACCUCCCUUUCUGCCCCUCUUUCUCCCUCUGUAUCACCUUUAUUUUAUUCCUUUCUUUAUCCUUUUGCUUGUCAUGCUAAUUUGUGUGUUUGUAUCUGUUUGUAAUAUUAUUUUAUAAUGUCAAUUUUAAAAUAGAGCAUUUAUAAUAAUGCAAGCUAUUGGUUGUUUUAAGUGAUGAGGGGCUUUUUCUUAUUUUUUUUUUAACAAGGGACUUUUAUUUAUCUGGACUAAGCAUGUGCUUACAUUUGGCAUGCUAUUCCUGUUCAAUAACACUGAAUUUGUGAGCAUUUCAGAUCUACUGACAGGAUUUUUUUUUUGUUUGUAAACUUCAUUUCUCGUAUUAAAAUCCCACAGGGACGGGGAAUGCUUGGCUGUCGAAAAUACAGAUACUCUUCUGUUUGAGUUUGUUUUAAGCGCUAACAGAAGGGAGACCAGUUCAUGUGUGGGACACGGUGGUGCAAGGCAUGGCUGUUUCACAAAUGUGUGCCUUUAUCAGGGUUUGGCUGCAGGCAGUUUUUAAGCUACUUUAAUGACUGACGAGGGCCGGGACAAACAGAAAUACAACGGUAUUUAUCAGCGGGCUGUAAUGUCAGUGUAAAUUCAGAUAUACUGUAAAAAGAGGAAAUUAAUGUUCUCUUUAAAGGAUCAUAGAAGUGUCACCGUUUAUUGUAUUAUCUCAAAAGAAAGGACGGGUUUGAUUGAGGUUUUAGUGAUACGAAGUGUUCACUGGUGAGAUAGAAGGAGAAUCGUUAAGAAUGACUACUGAGUGGGAACAGAGGGUGUGAUAAAGAGUCACUGGCAGCUGCAGUCCAGUAGGACCCCACCUGCUCCCAUUAUUUUGGCUGGAGGCCGGGCUCCUAAUGCCUUCUGUUUAUGCAACAUGGCACUUAUAUUGAGGAAGAGUGGCUGGAGGGCUCUUGGCUGGACAUGUAUAUGGAUGAACACUAACGAUCUGUUAUUGACUAUAUGAUUGUCAAAAUGCCCUCUAGACCUUUUUUGCCUCUAUAGAAAAAAAAGGUCUACACUGUACAUCAUUUUGCAUUCAAAUGGGACUAUUUAAAAUAAAGGA